AUGGACAGGCAGGCGUCAUCUGGCGGACACGGAACUCUCGAAAUCCGUGAUGUGACGAAAGUUCUAGAACAAAAUCAGAUUCCAUGUUGUGUUGUUGGCGUGUCCGCACUCAUGUUCUACGGCGUACCGCGAGUGCGAGAUAAGUGGGAGAUCUGUAUACCAACUGAAAAGGUGAAGGAGGCAGUUGACAUAUUACGGAAGCGCAACGAAUACAUCCAAACGAAUGAGAAGCGGAUUCCUCAGCCCAUGUCGCUCGCGCAUACGUAUACGUGGUUUCGAGGCAAUAUGUUAAACUUCGAAUUUUGCUUAGUACCCUCUACGCACGCACGAAUACCGGUCUACAGAAGCGUUGUAUGCAGAAGCCCAAAUGGGGUUCCGUAUGCACCGCUGGAGGAGUUGGUACAGAGCUACUUGGACACGCACGACCUGGUUUCUCUUUGCGAUAUUGUUGAUGGAGCAAAUCUCAGUUAUGAAUGGGGGCAGAUACACCUAAAUCUGAAUGGAACAACUGACGUGGAAUGGGCACAGCAACGUAAUGCAGAAUUGAUGGGAGGCGAGGGAAUGUUUGAUCCGUCUCUGCUUGGCAGCGUGUUCCCGACAGCUCAGGUUGAAAAGACCUCGCUGUGGCGGAAGACCACGGAAGAUAAGAAGCAGAGGUUAGAACAGAUGAUGGUGCCGCAAGACUUGUUUGAGACACGGUUUAUGCUGAAAGGAUCAUCACCCGAACCAUGGAGAGAACAGCGCCACUCAUCUUAG
Molecule: messenger RNA, 756 nt
Organism: Ascochyta rabiei
Lineage: Eukaryota; Fungi; Ascomycota; Dothideomycetes; Pleosporales; Didymellaceae
Exons: 2
Coding region: 1-756 (251 amino acids)
Source: RefSeq, a predicted model, not a curated record